Molecule: messenger RNA, 2454 nt
Organism: Mesorhabditis spiculigera
Lineage: Eukaryota; Metazoa; Nematoda; Chromadorea; Rhabditida; Rhabditidae
Source: the annotation of a GenBank genome assembly
AUGCUCAUCAAUCGGCAAGCCCGUUUUAUUGGGCGGCUACUGGCCAGAUCGGCGAUAUUAUUUACGAGCAUAUCCCUUCUAAUUAUGCUGGGAGCAUGUGGAUUGCUUUAUAUAUUACCAAAAGAAGCAAACCUUAGUUUCGACUCCGGCUACACAACCCCGGAUGCCCCUAGUAUAACUGAAAUGCGUGCCUACGUCGACUUCUUCGGCGACCUGGGGAAACCAUGGUAUAUGGCGCUAUUUGCCGAGCCCAAGAAUGGCAGUAUGGUGGAAAGCAAGGAAUUCGGGGAAUUUCAAGAUUUUUACCACCACCUCAAAACGGAUCUAACCGUCCGAGAAGAAAAUGGCACCCGACUAAACUAUAUGCAAUUCUGCCAACCCACCUGCGAUAUCAAUGAUUUGCUGUUUAAGACAUAUCAAUAUUCCUUAUUUGGCGUCAGCUGGCCGGUGACAACCAUUUUAUGGAUGUAUGAAGCGAAUAUUGGAAAGCAUUUCUUCCUGCGAAAAAUGAAGGGGGAAGACAUCAUGGACGCGCAAUUGGAAGGCCUGUAUUUUGCUGCUUUCGCUAAUUCGACCCAAACUGAAUUGGAGCUUCAACGUUUUGAAAAACUUGUGGAAGAAGCCGUUGCAAUACAUAAUGCCGAUCCGACCAAGCUCACAAAAAUUACUCAACAUGCUGCUACAAUUGUUGAGGCCGGAAUUCGGAGGAGUAUGGAGACGGCGGUCAGAUACUUGCUGAGCGGUUGUGCUCUCUUUAUUAUUCUUGUCUUACUCUCCUUAAUCCAAACCGCCAAAAUCAACGGCCAGUUUUCCGCAAAAGUACUGAUGAUGCUCCCACCAGCCGUGCUUUUGCCGGUUUUCUCGAUGACGACUGCGGCCGCCACCCAUAUUUUAUUGGGAAAUCAUUUUAACACGCUCUUUUUGUUAUCUCCUAUUGUCGGGCUAGGAUACGGUAUCGACGGUAUUCUGUUGUUGCAAAAUAUGUGGCAGCGGUUACAACAAAAGCGAAUUUAUGAUGAAAGUGAAUAUCAGCUGAAGGAUGUUUUGAUGGAAACUCUUCCUUCUAUGGUAAUUUCGGCUCUAACGGCAGCUAUUCUCUUGCUCGGCGGCCAAUUGCCAAUUGCAGAAUAUGCUCACUUUUCAUUUUUCCUUGGGUUAAUCGUGUUUUGGACACUGUUCUACCAACUCUUAUUCUACGUCCCUGUAAUGAUUACCGUCUUGCCUUCCCAAAAACACGAAUCACUAAAAACCAUUGGCCGGAGUGACACAGCGAAAUCACUUGACGGUUGUGCACCUUUACUUGGACAUCCAGGCUUUGUCACGAUGGGUUUGGUACUUAUAUUGCUACUCGGAAUCGCAAUCCCAGCAUUCCUCGGAGUACAAAAGAUUCAUGGCAACCUCGACUAUAGACAUCUAUUGAUGAAGAGCGAGAAGGCAAAUCGUGGAAUUGAAAUCAUGAGCGAUAUUGUCUGGCCCGACUUCUUGCAAGUAAUGUUCUACAUUCAAAACCCUCCGGAUUUUGGGGAUGAGAGUCAAUAUGCACAAUUUAUGUCGAUGGUAGAUGAGAUUCAAAAACUCGAUGGGGUGAUGACAAUGAGGGAGAAUAUGAUGUUCGUCAAAGAUUUCAGAAAGUUUGCGGAGACACCGGAGAAUGCUACCUCCCUUGAUAUGAGCCAAUUCAAGAAGUUUAUCACUGAUGAGAUGUACCAGGCUUGGAAUUCGGGCGUGCAGUAUCGUAUGGAUUACGACCCUGUGACGAAUACUACCAAACCUGUCAUAACAAAUAUGUUGUACUUGGUAGCAUUUAAUGGCACUAGUUCGAUUGCGGACAAAAGUUCUUUGAUGGCUAGAUGUCGAGGGCUCUCCGCGAAAUUCCCUCAAUUCCAAGUGGUACCUUUUGAUACUGAGGUUGGCAUGGCUGAUGUGAUUCAACAAGCACCAGGCGCUACACUUAUCCUCCCUACCAUCGCUUUCCUGAGUCUGCUCCUGUGGUUCGCGAUUCUCGCAGGAAACUUGAGCACAAGCCUGGUUGCUGUCCUCUCAUCAGCUUUUAUUUAUUUUGGAUCUUACGGUCUUUGCUCGCUUGGUGGGAUGGCUGUAAACCCUUUCACCGUCGGAACUUUGUUCGCUCUUGCUGCCCUGUCCGUCAAAACCGUUGUGCCCUUCGCCUAUUUCUUCCAAAUCUCGUCAACAAUGUACAAGGACGAGAAGGUGCAAAAGAUGCGGGAUGCCAUGUCGAAGGCUUUUUAUCCUACUUUACAGUCUGUGCUCUGUUCGAGUGCAUUCCUGCUCCCCCUAUUGCUCAUCCCAAUAGAGCUCUUCUUCUGGAUCGGAACAUUAAAUGCUGUUCACAUGACGCUUAGUCUUUUACUUUCUGGGUUCAUCAUCCCUGUUAUUCUGUCGCUACUCCCUUCCUCACUCCUCAAUAAUUUCUGCGGCCUAUGCCAAUCCGUA